This is a messenger RNA of Hirsutella rhossiliensis, 1560 nucleotides long. RefSeq names its product cyclin domain-containing protein. Gene Ontology annotation, cellular component: cyclin-dependent protein kinase holoenzyme complex; nucleus. Gene Ontology annotation, molecular function: protein kinase binding; cyclin-dependent protein serine/threonine kinase regulator activity. Gene Ontology annotation, biological process: regulation of cyclin-dependent protein serine/threonine kinase activity. Lineage: Eukaryota; Fungi; Ascomycota; Sordariomycetes; Hypocreales; Ophiocordycipitaceae. The transcript is spliced from 2 exons. Bases 1 to 1560 code for a protein of 519 amino acids. The record is from RefSeq and is a predicted model, not a curated record.
AUGGCAGCUGUAAUUGGCGACCUGGUUCCUGACGUCGCCCGCUUCCGUGGCCUGCUCGUGAACCCUUCAUCGCUCCAGCGCCCGCAAACCCACGGCGCUCCCUCGCCCCGGCGCCGCUCCACCGCCAGCAGCAGCGGCGGCCGCCCAACGCCCGCCACGCCACCGCGCCCUCUUCCUCGUCCUCCGCCGUGCCGACCAGACGCGCCCGGAUCGGCACCCGCAGCUCUCGCCGACCAACAGGCACGAGGACCGUCAGCAGCCGCGCCAAGGCCGCCGCCCUCAUCGUCUGUGCCCGCCCCUGCGACCCCGCAGCCCGACGCUUUCAUCGGUGGCCCCUCGCGAAUCCCCUCGCCGCCGCCCUCGUCGUCGCCCGCCGCCGUCGCCGACGAUGAGAAGGACCCAGCAUCCAUGGCUUCCACGACCCAAGACGGCGCUCUGCCUCUUGCCCGCGCCCCCCAUGCCGCCCCCCAUGCCGCCCCAAUGAGCGCGCCCCCGAGACGCCAGCGCCAUCAGCCGUCGCCGCCCGCCGAUGACUUUCAAAUACCAUCCUCCACCUCUCACCGCUACCCGCUGUCCGACGCCGCUCACCCGCCAGCCCAGGGCCCCCAGCACCAGGUCGUCGUCCACGUCCGCGACCUCGCCCACGUCCAGACCCUCGCCGGCCCCCGGAAGCUGGGCGCAAACGGCCCCGGCGUCGCGCCCGCUCCCCACACCAAGUACGAGAUCAGCGCCAUGCCCAUGGGCGACAUCAUCGAGAUGGUGGCCGCGCUCCUGACCAAAAUCACCACCACAAACGACUUGCAGCACGACGCCCUGCAGCGCAACGCAGCCCACCAGCAGCAGGCCAGCCAGACAACCGACUCCCCCGGCGGCUCCAACAUGAGUCCCCUGAGCCACUCGGUCCUCGCCUUUCACGGCAAAAACGUCCCGGCCAUCACCAUCCUCAGCUACCUCUCCCGCAUCCACAAGUACUGCCCCACCACCUAUGAGGUCUUUCUGAGCCUGCUUGUCUACUUUGACCGCAUGACGGAGCGCGUCAACGACAUGGUUGUCAAGGCCGACGACGCCACGGCGCAGUCCCAUCCCUCCCGCCAAGACUCGGCCAUGAGCGACGACGCCCCGCCCGCCGCCAGCGAUGCCGACGAGAGCGAUUCAGACCUCGCCGACGACGACAACGACGAGCAAGUGGCCAACUCGGCCGACGCGCCCUCCCGCCAGCAGAGCGGCAGGGUCAUCACCGUCCCCGAGAUGCAGUCUGGCGCCGCCGGACCCGUGACGUGCUUCGUGGUGGACAGUUUCAACAUUCACAGGUUAAUCAUAGCCGGCGUCACCUGUGCCAGCAAGUUCUUUUCCGACGUCUUUUACACAAACUCGAGAUAUGCCAAGGUCGGAGGGCUGCCCCUCGCCGAACUCAACCAUCUCGAGAUCCAAUUCCUCGUCCUCAACGACUUUCGCCUGGCCGUGCCCGUCGAGGACCUCGAGGCGUAUGCCACCAUGCUGGUCGAGUUUUACGCCCGAGAGGUGAUUGAGCAAAGGGCAGCGCCUGGACUGGGAGAGUAG